This is a messenger RNA of Heterobilharzia americana, 1491 nucleotides long. The record is from the annotation of a GenBank genome assembly. Lineage: Eukaryota; Metazoa; Platyhelminthes; Trematoda; Strigeidida; Schistosomatidae.
AUGUUACCUCGCACAGACCUUGGAACAGCAUUGUUCUUCACUGGAGGUGCUAUACCAUAUACAUUCCAAAAUAGUAUGGCUGUAUUUCCUUUACCUGGUCAAGAAUACUCCAUGUUAACUCAGGCUGCAGCUCCGUAUGCCACAAUGAUGCUGCCUCAACCAGCCGGAGGUACAGCGCUUUAUCUGCCUGCAUCUUUACAUUCCAAUGCAACUGCUCCUGGAUCAGCUUAUGCGCAUAUUUCACAGCAUACAGUAACAGCAGCACUUCAACAACAGUUACAACAAACUGGAAAUAUCUCUGGUUUGGCUCCAGCUGUUGUCGGUCAAAUAGCCCCGGUUAAUGUUACCACAAACAACACUAGUCCUCCGUCUCAGUCGACUACUGCAGUGAUGGCUGCUGCAGCUGCUGCUAUGGCGGCUGCGGUCCAAUGGCCACAACAGACAGCUCAAAAUAAUCCUCAUGGCGCUCAACAAUUAGCUGCUAUGGCAGCAACCCAUGGUGCUGUACAAGCCACCAAUGAUCAUCAUUCUGUUGGUCAGACAACAAUCACUCAACAGCAAGCUGCUGCUGCCGCUGUUGCAGCUCAACAACAAACAACCUGGCGUUGGUCACCAAACUUGCAGAAUACUAUGAACGGUACAAGUCCUCAAUCGGGUAUAUGCACAGGUGUAAGCACAACAUCUCCAGGUAUUGGAGUGACAACCUCCUCACCGACUAUUCAGUCUACGCAUAACGUUCAAGGGAAUCAACAGUGUUCAAACAAAGCUGCCUAUGUGUAUAGCCCAUUAAUUGGGGGUAGUCAUGAAGUAAUGCUCUUCCACCAACAGACAAGUUCACCAUUCACAGGAAAUUCAACUAGUGAUUACAGUACUGAUCACAGUACACAUUCAUCGGGUAUCAUGGAAUCGGUUGAGUCUUUAAGUUUUCAUUAUGGUGGUACACCGAUUGGUCGUCAAGUACAACAACAACACCACCAGCAACAUCAGCAGCAACAACAACAUUUUACUGGAAAUCAACUAACUAAUAUUUAUCAUACUACACAUAUGGAUAAUUCAUGUCUAACACCGUAUACACCUACAUUUACACCAAUAUUAGAAUUCCCUUCUCAUUCUCAGUGUAUAGGUCGACAAAAUCCACUUCAUCAAUUCACAUCAACACCACAAUUACAACAAAAUUUACGUCAAAGUCAAGUGCAACCUGAAAUGCUAUCAAAUCACCAAGUUAAUGCAUUCGUAUCAAUUGUUAAUCCAUCAGUAUCAUCACAUUUGAAUAAAAUGUUAACUACUACAUGUCCUCGUCAGCUAUCAACUACUGUUUAUGGAAAUCAUCCAACAAAUGCAACAUUAAAUGAUAUGAAUUCAUCAAAUGAUCUAAAUCUAUCAUCAAUCAGUCAAGUUCAAUCUAGUGCCACAAUUGGUGUUCAAGGUAGCACUAAUCAAAUCAUAUCACAGUCAUCUACUUCUGUGUUAACUUCUACAACGUCAACAUAG